AUGGCGCUACAGCCAACCAUUUUCCCUGGCUUUGUUCCAGAUUGGUCAAAUCUCGACGUGCUGCAUCGGAAUACCUUGCCACCGAGGGCACACUUCUAUACUUACGGCACACCAAAUGCUGCCCUCAGCUACGACCGGGAGCAGAGCUUGUACCAGAGUCUGAAUGGCACCUGGAAAUUCCGUUAUGAGCAGUGUCCAUUCGAGACUUCCGUUGGUUCUGCUAACACUUCUGCAUGGGACUUCAUCGAGGUGCCCGGCAUGUGGCAAACUCAAGGCUACGGAAAUCCGCAUUACACGAAUUUCAACUUCCCAUUUCCCGUGACAGCUCCCAAUGUCUCUUAUAUCAACCCUACCGGCACUUACUUCCGAGACUUCGAAAUCCCGGAGCCAUGGUCGGAUCAUCAGAUCCGUCUCCGUUUCGAGGGCGUCGACAGCGCAUUCCACGUGUAUAUUAACGGUGAUGAGGUAGGCUACAGCCAGGGGUCUAGAAACCCCAGCGAAUUCGACAUCACACCUUACCUCGAGGUGGGUUCCACCAAUAAUGUCUCUGUCCAAGUUUACCAAUGGUCUGAUGCAACUUAUAUUGAAGAUCAGGACCAGUGGUGGCUUAGCGGGAUCUUUCGUGACGUGUAUCUGGUGCCAUUUCACAAAAAUUCCGUGGUCGACUUCGAAGCCACGCCGCUCGUGGCGGACGACUUCAAGAGCGCCGUUCUGAACGUCAAUUUGAAGAUACAAGGCACUCCACAGCCGCUCAAUUUGACACUCUCGCAUCCGAAUGGCACCUCCCUACAGCAGAUGCCGGGGAACGCGACUGGAAGCAACGAAUUGCGCGUUUCUGGUGACGACUUGGUGCUUUGGUCUGCUGAGAGUCCUUCGCUGUAUACUCUUCUGAUUGGGUUACAUAAGUCAAAGGGUCGGAUUCCGGAGCAUCGAGCGUAA
Molecule: messenger RNA, 939 nt
Organism: Cyphellophora attinorum
Lineage: Eukaryota; Fungi; Ascomycota; Eurotiomycetes; Chaetothyriales; Cyphellophoraceae
Product: Evolved beta-galactosidase subunit alpha
Exons: 2
Coding region: 1-939 (312 amino acids)
Biological process (GO): lactose catabolic process
Cellular component (GO): beta-galactosidase complex
Molecular function (GO): beta-galactosidase activity
Source: RefSeq, a predicted model, not a curated record